Molecule: messenger RNA, 741 nt
Organism: Thermothielavioides terrestris NRRL 8126
Lineage: Eukaryota; Fungi; Ascomycota; Sordariomycetes; Sordariales; Chaetomiaceae
Product: histone H2A-like protein
Exons: 3
Coding region: 171-575 (134 amino acids)
Cellular component (GO): nucleosome
Molecular function (GO): structural constituent of chromatin; DNA binding; protein heterodimerization activity
Source: RefSeq, a predicted model, not a curated record
ACUACUUAUUGCGCACCUCCCCCGCCAACUCUCAACUUUCUUCCCCUUCCACACUCUCCAUCAACAAACUUCGGCUCUUCCAUCGAUUAUCGCGUCCAGACCUCGCGUCUUACUCUUCCCAGCUACUCAUCCAUUUUCUCGCACUUUUUUCCCACGACAAAUCCAUCAAAAUGACUGGCGGCGGCAAGUCCGGUGGCAAGGCGAGCGGUUCGAAGAACGCGCAAUCUCGCUCUUCGAAGGCUGGUCUGGCUUUCCCUGUCGGCCGUGUUCACCGUCUUCUCCGGAAGGGCAACUACGCUCAACGCGUUGGCGCCGGUGCUCCCGUCUACCUCGCCGCUGUGCUUGAGUACCUCGCCGCUGAAAUCCUCGAGCUGGCUGGCAACGCUGCUCGCGACAACAAGAAGACCCGUAUCAUCCCCCGCCACCUUCAGCUCGCCAUCCGGAACGAUGAGGAGUUGAACAAGCUGCUCGGCCACGUCACCAUCGCCCAGGGUGGUGUCCUUCCCAACAUCCACCAGAACCUUCUGCCGAAGAAGACGGGCAAGACCGGCAAGAACCUGUCUCAGGAGCUUUGAUUUUCCGUGGUUCGGUUUUUUUCGCUUUUUUUCUGGUCGGCACGCUGGGUUCAUGAUAUUGGGGUCACGGUCUCGGGUCAUCGGUUGUUUUUCGCGUGUUUGGGUUGUACAUUAAUCCAUGAUGGGCAUGGUCAUGGUUACGAAUGAGAAUACCUUCUGCACAGUU